Messenger RNA from Vigna unguiculata (cowpea), 1070 nucleotides. It is a transcript of the gene GOS11, whose product is annotated as golgi snare 11. The record is from RefSeq and is a predicted model, not a curated record. Lineage: Eukaryota; Viridiplantae; Streptophyta; Magnoliopsida; Fabales; Fabaceae. Gene Ontology annotation, biological process: endoplasmic reticulum to Golgi vesicle-mediated transport; inter-Golgi cisterna vesicle-mediated transport; vesicle fusion. Gene Ontology annotation, cellular component: SNARE complex; Golgi medial cisterna; cis-Golgi network. Gene Ontology annotation, molecular function: SNAP receptor activity.
GACGACCCGUCUUCAUCGCCGAACAACCUCAAAACGCCAUCAACAACGAUUCACUGUUAUUCCAUCAAAAAAUAAAACAACUUUUGAUUUUUGAUCUUUCUUUUGUUUCUGAUCCAUGGAGGUUCCGAGUUCCUGGGAUGCCCUUCGCAAGCAGGCGAGAAAACUUGAAGCUCAGUUGGAUGAGCAGAUGAAUUCUUAUCGUAAAAUGGUUUCUGCUAAUGCUUCUUCAAAAGCUGAUGCCUCAGAGAGUGAUCUAGAGUCUUGGAUUGAGCGAUUACUAAAACAACUCCAACAAGUAAAUGCUCAGAUGCAAGCUUGGGUGUCAUCUGGUGGUUCAGAAAUGGUUUCUCACACUUUGACUAGACACCAAGAAAUUCUUCAAGAUCUCACCCAGGAAUUUUAUCGCCUUCGUUCAAGUCUUCUAGCUAAGCAAGAACAUGCUUCACUGCUGGAAGAUUUUAAAGAAUUUGAUCGGACAAGAUUAGACUUGGAACAAGGUGUAGACACUGAACAGCAUGCACUCCUUAAAGAGCGUGCAUCUAUCAGCCGAAAUACAGGACAUAUGGACAAUGUUAUUUCACAAGCACAAGCAACACUAGGAGCACUUGUAUUCCAACGUUCAACAUUUGGUGGUAUCAAUUCAAAGCUUGGCAACGUUAGCAGUCGUCUCCCAACGGUAAAUACCAUACUUUCGGCAAUAAAGAGGAAAAAGUCAAUGGAUACCAUUAUACUUUCCCUUGUUGCAGCCGUAUGCACAUUUCUGAUUUUCAUCUACUGGCUAUCCAAGUGAAGGUGUUGCUUUUGUUGGAUACUCCACUUUUGUAAACUCCUGUAUGUUCUUUUGUCUAUUGAGUUUAGUACCUCGUCCAUGCUGAACCACAUUCUUCAACUAGUCUAUUUUUUUAUUCCAUUGUUCAUCCAUGUACCAGAAAAGCAAUGCUCAGCAAAGUAAAGAUCAGAAAUUUCAUAGUGCUCUAUUUCUUGGUUCCCAUUUCAUAAAUCAUAGCAUGUAGUGAAGAGGGGUGGAUUAUUAUAUAUACAUAUAUAUAAAGGUGUGUGUUUUGGUUCAA